GGGCUCAUAGCAGAACUGGAGACGGACAAGUGUUUAAAGUUUUUAGAGUGAUCAAACAUCCAUCUUUUAGCAUGCAACAUCUACGCCAUGACGUAGCAGUGCUGAAACUGGCGACCCGUGUAAGCCUCAAUAGCAAAAUCCAAACCGUUUGCCUGCCAAAACAUGGAUCACGAGUCAGUCUAGGAACACAGUGUUACGUAACAGGUUGGGGUAGGAUAAAUUCAAAUACAAAUACACUUGCUCCUCGUCUUAAACAAGCUAAGGCUCCGGUAGCCAGUCACAAUACCUGCCGAAGUAAAAAUGGUGGCACAGUGGAUGAAAGCUCCAUGGUAUGCGUUGGAGGACAAGGAAGCAGUGUCUGCAACGGCGAUAGUGGCGGCCCCUUGUCAUGCUUUGAGGGUGGUCGCUGGUUUGUUCGCGGUGCAGCUUCAUGGGUAACGAGCCGUACUUGUCCCGGAAACACCUUUUCCGUAUAUGCUCGUGUUAGCUCGUAUGUCAGGUGGAUCGAAAGUCACGUGGGUAGUGGCGGAAGUGGCGGCGGCGGUGGCGGCGGCGGAGGAGGAGGAGGAGGAGGAGGAGGAGGAGGAAGCGGUGGAGGUUGUGCGGACAAAAAUAGAAAUUGCGGUUCUUGGGCAUCAAAAGGUUUCUGCCAAGGGCAAUAUGAAGCGUAUAUGAAAAAAAACUGUCAGAAGAGCUGUAACCUUUGUGGUGGUGGUGAUGGCGGUGGAGGAGGAGGAGGAGGAGGAGGAGGAGAAGAAUGCAAGGAUAAAAACUUAAACUGUCCGCGGUGGGAAAGCAAAGGAUACUGCAAAGGCAAAUACGAACAGUAUAUGAGAGAAAACUGUAAGAAGUCCUGUAAAAUUUGCGGUGGCGGAGGCAGCGGCGGCGGAGGCGGCGGUGGAGCUGCUAUCAGUUCAUGGUUAUACAACUGUGUGUAA
Molecule: messenger RNA, 938 nt
Organism: Pocillopora damicornis (cauliflower coral)
Lineage: Eukaryota; Metazoa; Cnidaria; Anthozoa; Scleractinia; Pocilloporidae
Product: trypsin-3
Biological process (GO): proteolysis; blood coagulation
Molecular function (GO): serine-type endopeptidase activity; calcium ion binding
Source: RefSeq, a predicted model, not a curated record